AAAAACCGACAAGAGUGUAACUAUUGUUGGAUUGCCGUGAAGCCAGUGAAUUAUUAUAUCGGAGAUUAAAUACGGUUGGAUCAUAGAUUGUUGCGUAACAGAAAUUCAGCAUUUAUUCAGAGAUACAGAUGAAAGAGCUUCGCAACUUAGCCAUCAUAAAAGCCGACAUACUGAGGCGCUUAUGGAUCAUGGAUCCUCCAAUGCGUCCAACUGCUCCUCAUCUCACCACAAAACCCCCACAAAGGUCAAAGGGGAUGGCUUUUAGAUCACGCGAUAUCACCAGAAUUCUCUCAGAAGUAUCAGCUACGGCCGCAGACACUCACACCAUUCAGUUUGAGCUAUCCGGCAUUUCGUCCGAUAAUCGAACGGUUAUAGACAUGGUAAAUUUACUUGUGAGACUCAAAUACAAGAAGAAACGAAAUCAACUCAGUCUGGAUUUCCAGUCGGUCAAAUCAUCGGAUAAAAACAACAUUGAUUUGACAAAGAUGAGCAAAAAAGACAUUUGGCUUACGGUGUCCAAUGUGAAGCACGAUGGAAAACAAGGGACUGUACUGACAUCUCGCCUCAAAUAGAC
This is a messenger RNA of Mya arenaria, 574 nucleotides long. RefSeq lists its product as uncharacterized. The record is from RefSeq and is a predicted model, not a curated record. NCBI's taxonomy places the organism in Eukaryota, Metazoa, Mollusca, Bivalvia, Myida, Myidae. The coding region runs from base 129 to 572 and encodes 147 amino acids. The transcript has 3 exons.